AUGGAUGAUUUCAAACCUGCGAACGCCAUUAACGAUAUAUCGGAUGAGGAAGAGGAUGCCGCUACCGUGGUUGACCAUGGACCUCAUACCGUGAUUUAUUCACGAGAUGACUCCACCUUAGUGGAAGGUCUGAGUGACCAUGGGCGUUCAAAAGUCCUGGGAGGAGUCAAGGCGUCGAUGAAUGCGAGCAUCCAGCAACUCCAUUACAACCGUAACAAGUUGGCAUUGGACAGAGUCAUCAUUACCUCCAUCGAACUUCUUGAAGAGUUAAGUGAGGAAAAUAAUGAGCGCCCCAUCUUUUUCCCAAUCGACUCCGAAGAUCAUGCCAUUUUGAACUCCGCUAAAGCUCACUUGGCACUUCUCAAAUCGCUGGAAUUGGAAAGUAAGGUUGGGAAACUGAAACCGGAUUCACUGGACGUACCCAAACUCCAAGUAUUGAAAGUGCAACUCAAACUAGGUCCCGGCCAGGGUGACGUGUCGCUGACCUUGGACAAGAAAACCAUAUCAGGAUUGCUUGAACAAAAGAUCCGUCUGCAAAUCAAAUAUCUUGAGAAUUUGAAGGAUCGUGUCGACGAUACCAGUUCGAAGGUUUUUGUCACUGGUGACUUGAACUCUGGUAAGUCAACGUUCUGCAACACGCUUCUUAGACGCAAGGUUUUGCCGGAAGAUCAACAGCCGUGUACUUCAGUAUUCUGCGAGGUCAUCGACGCUAAACGUGAAAACCAUGGGAUUGAGGAAGUUCAUGCCAUCCCCAUUGGAAGCAAAUACGACCGUUUAGACGAAACUACGUUUGAGAAGCAUGCCCUCACCGAGCUUGAAGAGUUGGUGCAACAAUGUGACAAGUACGCUUUACUUAAGGUCUAUGUCACGGACAAGCGUAACAUUGACCACCUGCUUCUUGCAAAUGGGGUCAUUGACAUCAAGCUCAUUGACGCCCCCGGGCUCAAUAUGGAUCUGUACCAAACUACGCAAGUAUUUUCUCGUCAAGAAGAGAUCGAUUUGGUGGUUUUUGUGGUGCUGGCCGAAAACCACUUCACAUUGUCGGCCAAAGAAUUUAUUGCGGCGGCUGCCGCCGAGAAGCGGUAUGUUUUCGUUGUGGUAAACCGUUUCGACAACAUUAGGGAUCAGGAAAAGUGUAAGCGUCGCAUUCUUGACCAGAUUAAAGACUUGUCGCCCGAAACUCACAAGAACGCCGCCGAAUUUGUUCACUUUGUUAGCUCAACGGACGCAUAUGGUGGCGACGGUGGUGACGAUCCUGGUGACGAUGACCACGGUGGUAAUGAUGAUCCCAACUCUCCCGACUUUGAUGCGCUUGAGGCUUCUUUGCGCAAAUUUAUUCUCGAUAAGCGCGCGAUCAGCAAAUUGUUACCAGCCAAAGAUUUCUUGACUCAUCUUUUGUCCGACAUGGCGAUCAUAUCCGAUCAAAAUGAACAAAUCUGGAGUCAAGAAGUUGCUGACAAGACAUUUGAGCUUGAAAACUCUGUGUCACCUCAGUGUGCCGACGCUCAAAAGGCCAGCGAUAAAGUUCACAAUAUCAUCAUGAGACAAAUCGAGCUGGUGUGUCUGGAUACAUACGACAAUACUCGCAAUUUCAUUAAUCAGACAAUCAGAGAGUUGGGUUCAACCCAAAUUGUCGAAUACAUUGGUCUUUCAGGAGUAUUUGAGUACGCUAUUGCCACUCAAGAUGCUAUGGUGUCGCAGGUUCUAGCUUCAGUAUCGGAUGCUGAGGACUUAGCUCGCGAGGUAACGGAGGAAACUGUCGCUGAAGUUGUUAAGGAAGGUAAACAGAAAUUGGGCGAUGAGUUUUUGGAAGGUAAAAGAUUUAACUCUAGCUUGAUGUUCACCGGGAAACAAAAGGCGCCUUUGCAAUUCAAAGACACGCGGGUGGAUGUUGUUGAUUUCUUUGAUCCCUCGAUUGAAGGAUUUUUGGUUUUCGUUGGGUUGCCACCGGACCUUGUGUCCAGAUCUUGUGGUCAUUUGGAAGCAGUCAACCCGACGGCGAUCAUGACUGGAUUUGCGAGUACUGUUGACACCUUGAAAACGGCACUGCCCCAAUCCUUGACUUUACACGCGUUAUAUUCGCUGGGCAAAAUUCUCGGAGCCGGAGCCAUCGUGCGAAAAGUGUGGGACGCAUCCCACGUCAUCUCCCCCAAUACAUUGAAAUAUAUUGUUGUUCCCAUCGUCGCAGUCAUUCUGGGUGUCACUGCAUGGUACUUAAUUUCUGAUAUCCCUAACGCUUACCCCCGCAAUGUUGCACGCAAAUUGCGUCGGAAACUCGAAACCAGCGAGUACUCGCAUCAGCAAGCUACCCGUGUAGCUAAGGAAGUUCGCCACGUUCUCAAUUUUCCAGCACGUCAAGUUCAGACUCAAUUCCAAACCAGCAUCGAUAAGAAGCUUCAGGAGAAGAAGCGCUUGCUGGAGGAUAUACAUAACGCCGGUUUGAGUGUCUCCUAUUUCAAAGCUCUCAAUCAAAAAAUCAAGCUUCAACAGUCCGCCUUGAGUGCUAUUGAGUUAGAGAGCUUCAACUCAGUUGAAUAA
Molecule: messenger RNA, 2538 nt
Organism: Diutina rugosa
Lineage: Eukaryota; Fungi; Ascomycota; Pichiomycetes; Serinales; Debaryomycetaceae
Gene: FZO1
Product: mitofusin
Exons: 1
Coding region: 1-2538 (845 amino acids)
Biological process (GO): mitochondrial fusion
Cellular component (GO): mitochondrial outer membrane
Molecular function (GO): GTPase activity; GTP binding
Source: RefSeq, a predicted model, not a curated record